CUCCUACGGCUCAGAACCCUUUCCCCUAAAUUUUAGAAGCGACUAGAAGUUGAAGCGUUAAUAGAAGGGCUAAAAUGCGGAGAAUAUUUCGGUUUCUAGCUACUGCUUGAAAUUCUCGAGUCUCGACUCUUCGUUUUUUAUCGAGCUGAAUCUACACCAUGGAUGCCGCGAAGGUGAAACAGCUUAAGCUCUUCAUUGAGCAAUGCAAAUCCAAUCCUUCCGUUCUCAGUGAUCCUUCAAUUUCCUUCUUCAGAGACUACCUUGAGAGUCUCGGUUGUAAGCUUCCCUCUUCAGCUUACAUGCCUGACGAUUCACCUCCAACUCGAAACUCGUCUGUGGAUGACAUUGAGGAGGAUGAGGAUGAGGAUGAGGACGAGACAGACUUCAAAGAUGAGGAAUCUUCACAUGGAGCUAAACCCGCUGAUGAUGGUUACGAGAGUGAGCUAAUAGAGUCAGACAUCGAGCUCGAAGGGGACACUGUAGAACCAGAUAAUGAUCCUCCGCAGAAGAUGGGAGACUCCUCCGUUGAGGUUACGGAUGAGAACCGCGAUGCUUCUCAAGGAGCCAAGGCACAGGCAAUGGAAGCAAUUUCUGAGGGUAAACUCGAGGAAGCUGUUGAACAUCUUACUACGGCGAUUUUACUGAACCCGAUGUCUGCUAUAAUGUAUGCGACUAGAGCUAGUGUCUUUAUAAAAAUGAAAAAACCUAAUGCUGCUAUUCAAGAUGCCAAUGCAGCUUUGGAGAUUAAUCCAGACUCUGCAAAAGGCUAUAAGACUCGUGGCAUUGCCAAAGCAAUGCUUGGUCAGUGGAAAGAAGCUGCCAAGGACCUUCACUUGGCAUCAAAUUUGGAUUACGAUGAGGAGAUCAGUGCAGUGCUAAAAAAGGUUGAACCUAAUGCACACAAGAUUGAAGAGCACCAUAGGAAGUAUGAGCGGUUACGGAAAGAGAAGGAAGAGAAGAGGAUUGAGCGUGAGAGGCAACGCCGUAAGGCUGAAGCACAGGCUGCAUACGAGAAGGCCAAAAGGGAGGAGCAAUCUUCUUCAAGUAGGAAACCUGGUGGCAUGCCUGGUGGCUUUCCCGGAGGGAUGCCAGGAGGCUUCCCCGGGGGGAUGCCCGGAGGCUUUCCAGGGGGGAUGCCCGGAGGUUUCCCUGGAAGUAUGCCGGGAGGGAUGCCUGAUAUGAGCAACAUUCUAAAUGACCCUGAAUUAAUGGGCGCUUUCAAAGAUCCAGAAGUUAUGGCUGCUCUUCAAGAUGUGAUGAAGAACCCUGCUAAUAUUGCUAAGCAUCAAGCAAACCCCAAGGUGGCUCCGAUUAUUGCAAAGAUGAUGGGUGGGUUCGCUGGACCCAAAUAAGCUAUAAUACUGUAAGGAUUAGGUUGUCUUCCUUAGUUACAUUUGCUUUGUCAUUGUCAUGUUUGUGCUACAUUAGGAAAAGAUGAGUCUUCUGCUGUAACUUUUUGAAUGUGUGCAUCUUAUUUCUUUAUGUGAGUAGACCCCCAUAGUUGAAUCA
Messenger RNA from Macadamia integrifolia, 1509 nucleotides. RefSeq names its product FAM10 family protein At4g22670-like. The transcript is spliced from 11 exons. Bases 159 to 1352 code for a protein of 397 amino acids. Gene Ontology annotation, molecular function: protein dimerization activity; Hsp70 protein binding. The record is from RefSeq and is a predicted model, not a curated record. Lineage: Eukaryota; Viridiplantae; Streptophyta; Magnoliopsida; Proteales; Proteaceae.